Messenger RNA from Drosophila kikkawai, 786 nucleotides. Its product is annotated as paramyosin. NCBI's taxonomy places the organism in Eukaryota, Metazoa, Arthropoda, Insecta, Diptera, Drosophilidae. The record is from RefSeq and is a predicted model, not a curated record.
AUGGAACCCAAUUCUGUUCAAUCCUGCGAUGAUAAGCCCCCGGAAACCAGUAGCUGCGAUACAGUAAAGCCUAUUGAGCCAGCAUUCUGCAGCCAAGCCUCGUACAAAUUCCUAAUGAUGGACGACAAUCCGACGGCCAACAACUCUGGACUGAAGGCCUCGCAAAUAGCACACGAUGCCGCCGAGGAGGCCAAUGCUGCCAACGAAGCUCAAGCUGAAGCUGCCCAAAAUGCCUCCCAGCAGGUGAAGUUAAUGCUGGCAGAAAGAGCGAUGGCCGCGGCCAAUGCUGCCACGUCCUUGCUCGAGGGUAAACAGGCGAUCGUGGAUAGCUAUGCGAAUGAAAUCCAAGGGGCCGAGUCGGUGGUGGCCCAGAUUACGGCCUCCCUGGAGACAAGUCAGGCGAAUGAGGAGGCCACUUGUGCUGCUCUCCGGAUAGCCGACAAUCAUGAGGCCGCCAUGCAAAUUGUGGUGGAUCAAAUAAGGAGCGGCCUGGAAGACCUAGACACACUGGUGGAACAGUCCCAAGCUGAUUUGGAGGAGGAGCAACAAAUGGUGGCAAAGGCUAAGGACCUUGGCGACCGCCUGGCCAAAGAGUUUAAGGAGGCCAAGGCCGAGUAUGAUGAGGUGAAGAUGGCCACCUGUCGUGCUGUUUCCGCUGCCAUGGAAAUACAGCGGUCGUUGCCCUCCAAUUCUUGUUUUGCACGUAAUAUAGAUUCUUUCCCGGGCAACAGCAGCAGCUGUGACGAGUGUCCAUCCGGCUUGAAGGAUAUUAUAAGUUUUUGUUAG